AUGAGAUGGCUGUCCGCUGCCGUCAUUUGCCUCCUAAAUUAUGAACUCGGUGACCACGGAGCCGACUUGCGAUUUACGGGCAGACUGCUAACGGCGGCUUGUGCUUUCGCAGUGCUUACAGGCGGGCGAGGUUUUUGCAAACACCUCCGUGACAAGCUCACACCGGCAGUCCUCCAGCAACUACCAUCCUGGUGCACGGAACUCUUAAGCAGCCACGAUGAUGAAAAAGUCUGGUCCGAGAGCGCUGGGAUGCCUCGAGCCUACGGUUGUGAAGCAGACCACGAUGUCGACGCACAGCUGGCCAGCGCUGACGAGGCAGAAGACCCUGAGACUGGGGAUAUCGUGGACAGCAGCGCGGCAAGUCCUGCGAUGCUGUUUGGCAGUAUGACCGCGGGCCAGCUCGACGCCUUGCGCAAGCUUGGCACGAGGCUCCUACAAGAAGCUGAGGAGUGCAUGCCAUGGAGCAGUGCUUCGCAUUGCGGCUUCCGUCCCAUGAGGGCGGCCGGCUUUCCGCGCACGAUUGCAAUCUGGCACAGCUACAUCGAUAACGCGACCCUCUCGUGGAGGCGGAACGCGUUGCACGAGAGCAGUUUCAUGAUGCCUCGCCAGGGACUUGUCGAAAAGGUGCUGCGGGACCGAGUGGAGGAGAUGGUAGCACCUUUCUGGAAUGUCGCAGCCUUUCGGCGACGGUUUACUUGCAUUCCGAUCGUCCCUGCUUCGGGCGGCUGUGCACGGUCCUCCUACAGUGGAGCCGCCGAUUACAUGGUGAGCUGCGUAGAGAGCUACAAUAUGCGUCCGUUUGGCUCUACGAGUGUGCACGAAAUCUAUCGCGGCUCUUCGUUGCAAUACGGUGCUGACUACACAACGGUUCGGAGCGUCAUGGGCAAGCUUGGCGCCUUCACCAUGAACAAGACAGGACGCGCAAGCGCCAAGGCCGCGCCCAAGCCGCUCAUCGUUCCCAAUGCUGGCGCGCUGCAACCCAAAGCAGCUCCCGCGGGCUCUUCGGAACCGCGAGAACAGUUGGCUAUCAUCCAGUGGACACGGGUUGCGCACAAGGCUGGCGAGUCCUUCGGGGACGAGCCCCUCUACAGAAGCACGAUGGCAAGCCCACCGUCUCCAGGGAGCAUUGCAGAGCUUCGUGACCAUGCGGGCAUCGCGGCGGUGGCACGGUGCAAUGGCGUGCUGCGUGGUACGUGGAAGGAACGCCUCACUUUGAACAUCGAGCUUGAUGUCGACCCCGAUCUGGUGUGCCGGAACGAGCUUGCGGAGUUGCCUGCCCGACCCGUGCUGGUACAUUCUGACGUUCCAGAUCGAGUGCAACGAAAGCGAUGGAGUGACGGGCGUACUCGCAGGGGCUACAUGGCCGUUCCGCACAAGGAGCUCGAAGAGAAUGGCGUCUACGGCGCGCGCGUCGAGCAGGAUGCCUCCUAUGUUCGCGUCCUGCCAUCUAUCGACAUUGCUACACAGAGCGGUCGCGGCUGGAUCCUGCAGAAGUUCCUCCACGAAAUUCUUUGCGACACAGUACUCCACUUGGUGGUGGCUACGCCGCCCCUACCAGAAACGGCAGGGGCUGAGUUCUUGCAGAGCUGCACCGGCUCGACUGAAACAGCUGAGUUCGACGCGCUCUUGGCACAGAUCGCGACAUACCCCGCUCCGGCGCGCCAGCAAGUCCAGGAGUGCUUUAACCGCAUCGUCUCCCAGGAGUGCGUGUUGCGCCUCGCGGAGGUGCGCAACUUCUUGCGCGCACAUGCGAUUUUCGUGUCCAGUGAUCACGUCCAGAAUGCUCCUGCUAUCUAUGCCGCCAUGCCCGACCUGCCAGCUCCGAGCGAGGUCGCCUCCCAGCUCAUGCAUGUGCUCUUACGUGAUGUCCACCUGGCGACGCAACAUACAGCCAUCGACAUUGAGGAGGAUCCCCCUUGCUUCGACGACCUACGGAGUGUCCUCUUCGCUUGCUUGAACUUCCUGCCACAUGCCGCAGAUGAGGCCGAGACGCAAGCUGCCACUUCCCCCGACUUCCAAGACUGUGGCGCGGACGUGCCGGUUGCCGAUGCUCAGGACAUAUCGAAUGGCAGCAGCGCCAGUCACAGACGUCGCCGCAUGCGUGCGGCAUUCUGUGAGUGA
Messenger RNA from Symbiodinium necroappetens, 2121 nucleotides. Lineage: Eukaryota; Dinophyceae; Suessiales; Symbiodiniaceae. The record is from the annotation of a GenBank genome assembly.